This is a messenger RNA of Dictyostelium discoideum AX4, 855 nucleotides long. It is a transcript of the gene elmoB, whose product is annotated as engulfment and cell motility ELM family protein. NCBI's taxonomy places the organism in Eukaryota, Evosea, Eumycetozoa, Dictyosteliales, Dictyosteliaceae. The record is from RefSeq and is a predicted model, not a curated record. The transcript has 3 exons. Bases 1 to 855 code for a protein of 284 amino acids.
AUGAAUUGCCCAAUAUUUUUAUGGAGAAUUUAUAAAUAUAUAGUGCAUUUAUUUACAGGAAGAUCAGAAAUUGAAAGAAUAUGUUACAAUAUUGAAUUAAAAUCAUUAGAUAGAUUAGCGUUAAUUGAAACUAGUGUAGACUAUUCAAAACAACUUGUUCAUAUAAAAAAAGAUAUGAAAUCAGAAUUUGAUCCAGGUGAUGUUGCAAUUAAAAUAGUAGAAAUUAAAGGUUUUAAUCAAGAAUUAUUAGCAUUUGAUUCAAUAAUUUUACCAAAUUUAAUAUCAGCAUUGGAACCAAUUAGUUUAUUCCAAGGAUUAAAGAAAUCAAUAGAAAAAAAACAAAAGAUACCAUAUGAUAAUAAUAAUCUUGAGCAUGAGGCAUCAUUAGAGAGAUUAUGGGAGGCAUUAUUACCAGAUGUUAGAAGAUCUGCUAGAUUAUCUAAAGAAUGGGGCACUUUAGGAUUUCAAGGUAUGGAUCCAGCUACUGAUUUUAGAGGUAUGGGUAUAUUGGGUUUAGACAAUUUAAUUUAUUUUUCUACUCAACAUUCUGAAGAUGCAAGAGAAAUUUUAAAAAAUUCAAAUUCAAAAUGUUGUUAUCCAUUUGCAAUUACUGGUAUCAAUAUUACUGCAUUAGUUUUAAAUUUAAUUGAUAAACCUCAUUUUAAAAUUUACUUUUUUAAAAAUGGUUCCACUCUUACUCAAUUUAAUGAACUUUAUUCUCUAGUAUUUAUAUCAUUUGACAGAUUUUACCAAAGUAAAAAACCAAAAUCAAUUAUGGAGUUUAAUACAAUUAAAAAAGAAUUUGAAACAAAAAUUAGUCAAAAUUCUGAUCUUGUUCAACUAUUACGUAAUUAA